AUGAGCUCCACACUUCCGAAGAGCGAAUCUACCACAUCCCUGCUGCGGUCCAACGCGCCUAGCCGACGGUCUGUGCAUCACUCAGACCAUGUAGCAAGCAACCGGCGAGGUCAGAACCGACACACCGGCGCGGCAGGCACUGGCGGGGGUAACGAGGACUCAUGCUGGACGGACGAGUGCGAUGGGAGCGCACGGAGACCCCUUUGCCAACCGAAGCAUUCGGGCUCGCGGAGCGCAGGUGCUAAACGCGGGAACAAGCCACAAUCUCACGGGAGACACAUCGACUUCGAGGAAGACUACGGAUACGAGGACGACAGGCAGCAGCAGGACAGGGGUGACCGACAACGAAAAGACCGCAGCAAGUCCCACAGACAUUCCCAGCAUCGCCACCACCAGCAUCACCACAGUCACCACGCCACUCCGGACCACCAGCAAGCCAACUUCCGUCCGCCGCGUAAGCCAUCUCCAACUCCCUCGCUCAGUAAGACCCCUACUGACGAAGCCGAGUUAUUCUUCGAGUCCAAGGAACCGACCAAAGUUGGCUCUUCCCUCAGCCUCGCAUCCGAUCCACCACCUCCCGUCUCCCCUGCUCCACCGCCACCGGCGCCCGUCUCCAAACGCUCCGGAAGGAAGACGUCCGCUGCCCUGUCAGAGUAUGACGCCACACUGCAUCCUAUCGUCAAGUCUGUGUUUGGACAGGACAGGAAGCGGAGCUACAAGGCGGUCCAGUCGUGCGAGGAGGGGGGCCAGGGGGGCCAGGGGGGCGCCUACCAGGAGCCUGUGGUGGCGCUGGCCCAGAACUGCGCCCUCAUGCACAAUGUGCUGGGCCCCGCCUGCAUAUUCCUCAGGAAAGGCUUCGCAGAGAACCGGCAGGCUGACAGAGAGCUCAGACCAGAAGAAAUGGAUGAGCUGCGCGAGGCAUUCCGGGAGUUUGACAAGGACAAGGAUGGCUAUAUUGGCUGCAAGGACUUGGGCAACUGCAUGAGGACCAUGGGCUACAUGCCCACAGAGAUGGAGCUCAUCGAACUCAGCCAGCAGAUCAACAUGAACUUGGGCGGCCACGUGGACUUUGAGGACUUUGUGGAGCUGAUGGGCCCCAAGCUGCUGGCGGAGACGGCGGACAUGAUCGGGAUCAAGGAGCUGAGAGACGCUUUUAAAGAGUUUGACACCAACGGCGACGGGCAGAUAAGUACUGCAGAGCUAAGAGAAGCCAUGAAAAAGUUACUCGGCCAACAGGUGGGCCACAGGGAUCUGGAAGACAUUCUGCGGGACAUUGACCUGAAUGGAGAUGGACACGUGGACUUCGAAGAGUUUGUGCGAAUGAUGUCUCGUUAAAAUGACAGCAUGAAAAAAAGAA
Engraulis encrasicolus (European anchovy) is the source of this 1357-nucleotide messenger RNA. It is a transcript of the gene cabp1b, whose product is annotated as calcium binding protein 1b. NCBI's taxonomy places the organism in Eukaryota, Metazoa, Chordata, Actinopteri, Clupeiformes, Engraulidae. The transcript has 8 exons. The record is from RefSeq and is a predicted model, not a curated record. Gene Ontology annotation, molecular function: calcium channel regulator activity; calcium ion binding. Gene Ontology annotation, cellular component: cytoplasm. Gene Ontology annotation, biological process: regulation of voltage-gated calcium channel activity. The coding region runs from base 1 to 1335 and encodes 444 amino acids.